Molecule: messenger RNA, 605 nt
Organism: Pseudoliparis swirei
Lineage: Eukaryota; Metazoa; Chordata; Actinopteri; Perciformes; Liparidae
Product: cobalamin binding intrinsic factor-like
Exons: 5
Coding region: 38-439 (133 amino acids)
Biological process (GO): cobalamin transport
Molecular function (GO): cobalamin binding
Source: RefSeq, a predicted model, not a curated record
CAACUGGAGCUUCUUCUCUCGACAUCUUUACAGCGCCAUGGCGACCCUCCUCCCUGCUGCUCUGCUGCUGCUGCUGCUCCCUGGCUCUCCGGCUCAAGACCUCAAGCAAACGCCCUUUUCCAUCAUGGUGAGCAACUCGGUGAAGCAUACCGCCUCGAGGACCUUCAAGGCGUCCGUGUCGCCCGGAGGGAUCCUGCUGGGCGGGAUGAGGAGGCUGCAGGACUCCGAUGACGGCUUCAGGUUCAAGUACACGGAGGACGUGAACUACGGCCCGUACCUGGAGAGCGUGAACGGGUUGGCCGGUUGCCACGACCACCGGACCUACUGGGAGCUGCUGGUGCAGAAACCCAACAGUCAUGCCAUUCCUCUGAACGUCGGGAUCGGGUGUUACAUUCCGAGUGCGGGCGACGUGAUAAUCCUGAACUUCACAAAGUACUGAGGCCCCGACGAGCCGCUCACCCGUUGGCUCUAAUGGUCCAGACUCGUCCUCCUGACCGCGCGUUGCUCUGUGAUGAUGUCAUGCUCUGUGAUGAUGUCAUGUUAUAAGACACCUGCUUUGUUUUAAUGAUUUAAUGAAGACAUUCAAAUAAAAAAUCUCCUUCACA